This is a messenger RNA of Rotaria socialis, 1392 nucleotides long. The record is from the annotation of a GenBank genome assembly. Lineage: Eukaryota; Metazoa; Rotifera; Eurotatoria; Philodinida; Philodinidae.
AUGAAAACAAAUACAACGCGGGAUGAAUCUAUUCGACGUUCAAAAGCAACGGUACUACCAAAAUUAAAACAACAAUCAAACAAAAAACUUGUAAAUAGCAAUCAAUCGGGGCUACUUAAAAGUUUAAGUCACGAAGAUCUUCUUCUACCAGAUUCCAAUGAUAUUAUUACAAAAUGGCUUUCAGUUAAACCUGAACCAAAUAAGCAUGUAAAAUUUGCAAAUAGUAUUGAAGACAAGGAUGAAAAAACUUCGCAACUAACUGCGAAUGAAACUAAUUCAUUAUCAGAUAUUAACCAAUAUGUGCAUGCAUUGAAUUUAACUCCCGUUAAUACGCCACGAUCAGAAAAUAAUUCUAAACAUGAACUAUUAGAUAACGGUGGUACUCAUUCACCAACAACAGGCAAAGUUAAAUUGCAUCGUACAGAUAUUAACAGAACUUUAUCAGUUUCAACUGUUACGUCAUCAUCAUUAGCAACACGGUUAUAUGGCUCACCAGUUCUACCUGUAGUACCAUCUAUUUAUCAUCGUGCAUCAUCAAUAGAUAAUUCUGCAAGUAUAACAAGUUCAUCAACAGUUAAAUAUCGUUUAUUACAUUUAUGGUUACUUGAUUUAAAUGCAUCGUUAUCUGAAUGCGAUAAAAAAAAGUUCGAUGAUAUUCGUGAACAAGUUCCUGAUGAAUUCGAACAACUACUACCAGCAUUGUUGAAAUUAGGAGUUCUUGCAUGGCCAAAAAAGAUAUUUGAUCAGAGCGAACAACUAACCGCACAAGAAAUGAGUUUACGCGAAGAUUUAAUAUCGAUCAUUGAAAAAGAUAAACAAAAUUUAAGACGACAACAUCAUCUUCAACAUUUAUAUGGAAGUGUUGCACCGUUUGAUAAUGUUUUACAUAAAAAUAGUUCAUUAAGAGAAUGUCUCUCAUUUCAAGGCCAAUUAUCUUUACUUGAAGCGUAUCGAGAUGAAAUAGAAAAGUUGUUAACAAAAAAAAUUCAAUAUUGGAUAUCCAUACCAUCGAAAUCAAGUCAAGCAAGUUUUCUUGAUGAAACAAGUUCAUUAUAUCGUUCAUCAACUAUUAGUAGCACAUGGAGAGCUAAAACAAAAUUCCUUCAAACAAUAUCAUCACGAAAAACUAGAUUAAACAAAAAUGCCGAUCCAUCAAUGCCGGAUGAAUCACUUUCAUUGAUAGUACCCGAUACAAUCGAUUAUCAAUGGAAAAGUAAACUUCUUGCUAAAGUUAUUGAGCAAGGAAUGGAUAUUUUAGAUCAAGUUGUACAACUACCUCAAUCUAGUUUGUCAAAUCAAUAUGAUGAUACUGAUCUUAAAGGACAAGAAAUUGCACGAAAAUAUAAACGAUGGUUAUACUUAUGGUCGACUCUUUACACAGAGGAACAAUAA